AUGGAAGUGUGGGAAGUAGGACCAAGGACUUUCGUGCUGUUUCCGAAAUUUGUCCAUUCAGAUGGUUUACUCCGUCUAAACCGGUGUGUUGUUUCAGCAAAGUGCUCACAUGGCUCGGCCGUCCUUUUCAUUCGCUCUGCUCAUUCUCGCAACGAAAAAGGCAGAAAUCUAGAUACGGUAUCCAAUAUCAGUGAAGAUGACUGUUUGUUUUCAUGCCUAACAAAUAAGGCCGCUGAUUCGCAUCCUGUACAGUGCGCUUCGGCUGAGUACGACCAAAGCGGAGGGCGCUGCACGUUAAGCUCCGAACCAAGAGCAAACGAGCUCACCGAGCAUCCUUCUGCCGUGUUCUACGAGAAGAUAUGCGUUGCACGUGAGUUUUUUUUAGCGUUUACUUUUGUACCCUGCUCAUUACUUCUAUCU
Molecule: messenger RNA, 420 nt
Organism: Ostertagia ostertagi
Lineage: Eukaryota; Metazoa; Nematoda; Chromadorea; Rhabditida; Trichostrongylidae
Source: the annotation of a GenBank genome assembly